CCCAAAGGUGAGUGCGUCAAAAAAAUCCGCCAACCGUAGCGGCAAUUGUGUUCGCUGCCUGCCGCUGGCUGGAUCGGUUCCGCCAUCUGAUGAUGCCUCUUUCAGAAUAAUCGAGAAAUGACCUCCUUUUGCAAUGUUAUGCAAAGCUUGGACCAAGUUUCGAAAUUACAGGUGCACGUGAUGAUGACGGAAGCCGCAAUGGAAGUGAUGUUUGAUAGUGAACAUCAACUGACUUAAUUCGUGCGCAUUGCCAAUCAAACGGCCCCCAUUUUUUACGCCAUCUUGAAGCUUUAAUCACUCCUGUUGCAUCCCCACAUUGCGCGACUGGCAAACCCAAACUCAGUAUUGUCAGUGUAAAACAAAUCGCUCGAAAUUUACAAGGAGUUGCAGCCUGGGAUUUAGCACCCGUUGGGGGGAAAUUUGUUGAGUUUAAAAUGGAAUUCGGGAAGCGAUUCUCUCAUGGAGCUAUGCUGCUUGUGGUUGUGUCUUGCCUUUCUGUUGAAGCGGGCAUGACUGGUGUUGCACCUAACGCGACCACUCCCCGGGCAACUAACGUAACUACGUCGCCUGCUGCUAACGUAACCACCCCAACUCCGACUACCAACGUAACCACCCCUACUCCGACUACCAACGUAACCACGCCUUUGCCGACCUUCAACGUAACCACGCCUUCGCCGACUUCCAACGUAACCACGCCUUCGCCAACUUCCAACGUAACCACGCCUUCGCCAACUUCCAACGUAACCACGCCCAGGGCAACAACGACUCCGCAAUGGGUUGGUAACUGGUCCGUCAAAGACGCCCACGGAGCAAUCUGCAUGUGGAUGUCGUUCGGGGCAAACCUGAGCAUAACAUAUUUGACGGACAAUGGCACGGAACGAACCAAGGUCUUUGAGUUGGACCCUGCCUUGCUCAGACUCACGAGUAACUGCAACUCGUCAUCCACUCGCAUGCUGAACAUCACCAUCAACAUGGGCCCUGGUUGGGCCAUCUCCCUCGCCUUCUACCGUCAAUCUGGCAAAUACUCCAUGACUGAAGUGGGGGCGGCCUGGGUCUAUGACAAUCAUCUCCCCGACGCCAAAAGCAAAGGGUUUACAACCGAGACGAAAAGGGAGAAUAAUUUCUUGGCGCAAAAGGUCGCAUUGGGGAAUUAUUACACUUGCCCAGAUCCCUUGUCGGUGACCCCGGAUGCGGCGACAGUCACUUUGUGGCAUAUUCAGAUGCAACCCUUCGCCGACAAGGCUGGCGGCAAGUUGGGACAAGCUGAAGUGUGUACAUCAGGUCUCAGUGCCGGCAUCAUCGUCGCCAUUGCAGUCGCGGGAGUCAUUGUCCUCAUCGGUGUCAUCGUCGUGGUCGUUUGCGUCGUGCGACGAAAGAGAAAGACGAAGCCUUACAGCGAACUUGAAAACGAAUAAAAUUAAUACCCAAUAAUAAGAAUAAAAUGUGCUCCAAUGCUUAGUUUCAGUUUGCAUAGAUUUAACAGGUUUCUCGGGACUUCGCGUGUUUCCUUUCAAAUUGUAAUCUGAGUUAUGAUAGUGCCUUCAAUUCAAUUCAAUUCAAACUCACAUUAUUACCGAAACCUAAAGAGAAAUAGAAGCAGUUAUUGCAGGAAUGGAAUUGUCGAAAAGGUGUAAGAAGCGAAAAUAUAGAUAUGGAGGUAUCCUCUUGAAGCCUAUAGGCUUGUUACGAAAUGCCUUGGACGGACUAAGACAAAACAGAAACAAGUACAAGUACACACGAACAGUUGGACUAAAACAGAACCCAAGCAUGAAAACGGACAGAUAAAACUAGAAAAGUGCGUAUUGAGAGGAAACAAAUAUUGUUCUAAUACGUAGGUUUCUGUCUUGGUCCAACUGUCCAUGUGUACUUGUUGUUGUUUCUGUUUGUGUUAGUCCGUCCAAGGCAUCUUGCCACAAUGGACCGAUCCAGAAAGCCCCGUUCACUGCGUACUAAAUGAACACCUGCUCCUCAAAUGCCAUGCAUUUUCCUGCCGCGCGCAUCAUACGCGCGUGCACGCAUGUCGGACUUUUGUGCACGCACGUCGGACAUAAAUCACGGCUGUGAUUGGUCAGAACAUCAUGGGGCGGUGCUUACUAGAUCGGUCCAUUAAUUAGCCUAGCUUCUUUGUAAAUAUCCUGCAUGCUUCAUGACAACGACAGCCGAAAAUUUAAUUUGGCACUUGAGCCAAAAGCCACUUAUUCAUUUCCAGACAUGCCCCUUUACAUGUAUAUAGGAACUGGAAAGGCGGGCUGCUUUUUUGUUUGUUUGUUUUAAAGAAACUUUAAAAGUAGUAAUGGGAGUUUGGAAAGUGACUACAGGUAUAUUGCUACCGUACAUAAGCUGGAUAUACAAUUAACUUUUUACUGCAAUAAUUAUGUACAUGCAGAGCACAGGCGAUUGAACUGUUGUUCAUUUGCCCAGUCUGCGGUGAAAUGCUGUACUCUAUUUUUAAUUCAGUCAUUAUUUAGCCAGAAGACAGAUGACGGUAGGAGGGCGGGGCAAUCGUCCCGUCUCAGGAUCACUGUCAAUACUUAUUAAACUUCAUUACUCUGUACAAAGUAAAUAGCUCGAAAUGUAAUGCGGAUGUAGUGCGUAUCAAGUUAGGAGAACUAAACUUAACAAAAUCAACAAAAUCAUGUUAGGAGAACUAAAACGUCUGGAUCAGAAUUGACCCAGAAUUUGAGCCUAUAUCUGCACAGUCCUUUUCCCGGGUCAAAGUUUACAUUUUUUUGGUCAAAAUGACACUUUUUUUCUGGUCAAAAUGACAUUUUUUUCUAUAUAAUUUGGAUCAAGAAAAGUGCCAUUUUGACCCCAAAAAGGACCGUGCGGAUAUAGACUCAGAUCGGGGUCAAUCUGACCCAGGAGUUUUUAGAGAACAUGCUGACAAAAAGAUAGUCAAUUUGCCUUUGAAAUAAUCAAGCUUGGCAAGGCAUUCCGGGUCAGUUUGGUGCAACUUGAAUAUCAGUAAAAAAACAGAACAAAACAAUAUUUCUUGUAGUAUUGCUUAGGUAUAUAGAUGGAAAUCUAGACAAAGCUUAAAAUAAGAUCAUUGUUUUCUUAAUCGCGGAUUGAUAUUCUAGUCUCAAGAAAUAUACUAACAAAUAUUCACUAUAUUUUGAACCAUAACAUACUUGUGUAUAUCCAGAAUUGCAAUUUUAAUUUUUGUAAUACGACCAGGCCCCAUCCACUAACAGUUGCAUUGCAUUCAUCUUUGAAGUGUUUUAUUUUGGUCCAACGCGGGGAUAUGCAGAAGUGGACCUCUUGUGUAUUGUUAAGGAAUUUAAAUAACAAUAGAAUACCCCAAAGAUGGCUUCUGAUAGCAAAUGGUCAGUGGCGUACAGACCUUAUGCAUAUCAGCCAUCUUGGAGGGUAGUGCCUUCAUUUUGCUGGGACGAGUAAACAUUUUGUGCAUUCAUUGUUAUACUGAAUUAAAAUAACAAACGAGGCCCCCUAAGAUGGCCGCUAUACGCAGAAGGUCAAUAGCUAGGCCCUGCGCGUGAGACAUUUGAAUUGAUGUAAUAAAUAUACCCAGAUCACUAAA
This is a messenger RNA of Patiria miniata (bat star), 3541 nucleotides long. Its product is annotated as lysosome-associated membrane glycoprotein 1-like. The record is from RefSeq and is a predicted model, not a curated record. The transcript has 7 exons. The coding region runs from base 435 to 1415 and encodes 326 amino acids. Lineage: Eukaryota; Metazoa; Echinodermata; Asteroidea; Valvatida; Asterinidae. Gene Ontology annotation, cellular component: membrane.